AUGACAGAAGGCCCCAGGUUGUGCUGGGAAACUCUUAAGAAUGAGGUAGCGGUCGCUACAGAAGGGUCUGUUCAUUGCCAAGUGCUGAUUGGUGUGCGCUCCUUGUCUGUUCGCACCCAGGCUCAACUGAUUGCCAUGGAAGAGGAGACCAAGAUGGCAACAUGGAACGGUUUGCCUGUCGAGCUCAAAGGUCUCAUUCUGGAGCACCUCGCCCUUGGCGCCGUCGCUGAGAGACGCUCCAAAAUAUGGAAGUCCAAGAGCAAGCGUCAUGACAUGGGCAGCUACGCCGUGGUGUGUCAACAAUGGCAGAGAUUCAUAGAAAAGAUCAACUUCAGUACACUCGAGAUCAACUCUGCCAAGGACCUCUCCCGGUUCGAUGAGAUUCUUCAGGAACCCAGCCGUCGCUCUUACCUGCGCCGCAUCUCACUCCGCAUUGAGCUGCCUCGCUAUGCCAAUAAGCUGGCCAAGGUACCCGAGACAGACGCGGAGCAGAACGAAAAUGAGAUUGCAUUUACUCAGGGAAUCUGGAACCUUUUCGACAUCCUCAACAAGUGGACGCCUUUGGGCCAGGCUAUCGAGUUGGAGCUGAGCGCCGCUUCGCCCAGCGAUAAGAACAAGUACUUUGGCGAGAUGGGCUUAGACCAGGGCGGCAACUCACGCUUCUUUGACCACGACCUCGACUUUUGCUUCAUCACCGCCGGCUGUGAACAGGUCGGACGACACGGCCUCCCCGAGGUCUCGGUCAUCAACAGCUGCCAGAUUCUACGCCGCAACCACCGCAACAUCUCAUCUCGAGCCUUGCUCAGCAUUAUCUCAAGUCUGCCCAAGCUUGAGGAAGUCCGCUUUGAGCCCUGGCAUCAAGUCGACUUGGAGGCACAGCUAGAAGUCGACUCAGAUUAUGCCCGUACUUUCCCUUUCUGGCCAUCCCACAUCAAGCGAAUCAGCAUCUUUGAGCAUUUCGAUGCUUUCAAUGAUGGCCCGGAAGCCGAAUGGGAGGAUGCCGAAUCUGUUGACGAUAAUGACGCGGAUGCAAACAGUGUGAACACCGUUCCUCUCGUCCUAGACGAUGCGGAAGAUGCAGGCGACGUUGCCCGAACCUCUUGCCCCAGUCUUGGUCACAACUUGGGCUUUCUCAGUCUACAAGCCGAGGAGAUGGCCGUCUCAAAUGUCUCUGACGCGACGGCCUUUUUUCAAGGCCUCCUUGCACGCAAACCCGUCUGGAACAACCUUCGCCGACUUGCACUUACGUCCCAUACGAUGAUUGAUGGCAUCGACCACGAGACUGUUAACAGCGUCCUCCGUUCGAUCGCCAACGCCGCAAAGCACAUGCCAGCAUUGCAAGUGCUGGAGGUUUACAAGACCGACCAAUUUGGAGGUGCCGUCUUCCGCUACACCGUCGAGACGUUGUCGACAACAGCGUCGUGGGAGAGCACCUGGGACUUUCACGUAAGAGCUGAUGUGAAGGCUGCGUGGGCUGAGGUGGCUAAGAAGAACACUCCCCACAACCUGACCUUUCUCCCCGAGAUUCGCCAGAGCGACUAUCGAGGUCCGUAUGUGUUCUUGGACCAGAACUUGAAGACGAGGGAUCUCAUCCUACACCCGGCGUCGUUGGAGGAUAUGCUGUCGAAGAAGCUGGAUAAGUGCCAGGCUUGCAACGGAUUCUGUGCCGACCCUAAGAGCGAGGAACAGGUCUGGGGUUCUACGAGGGGCAACGACGCUUGA
Colletotrichum orchidophilum is the source of this 1722-nucleotide messenger RNA. RefSeq lists its product as uncharacterized. The transcript has 3 exons. The record is from RefSeq and is a predicted model, not a curated record. Bases 1 to 1722 code for a protein of 573 amino acids. NCBI's taxonomy places the organism in Eukaryota, Fungi, Ascomycota, Sordariomycetes, Glomerellales, Glomerellaceae.